Messenger RNA from Cyclopterus lumpus (lumpfish), 3324 nucleotides. RefSeq names its product family with sequence similarity 234 member B (gene fam234b). The transcript has 13 exons. The record is from RefSeq and is a predicted model, not a curated record. Bases 713 to 2782 code for a protein of 689 amino acids. Lineage: Eukaryota; Metazoa; Chordata; Actinopteri; Perciformes; Cyclopteridae.
UAAACUGAUGAGUAAGGAAAAUAACGACGCGGGGUGACGCCCGUGUCCUCGUAUACAUAACGAGAAGAAUUUUUGAAAGGGCAUAGGUCUGUCUGCUGAGGUGACUCGCUUACUUCGCGAGAUGCCUCGUGGAGCCAGGACCUUCCCCGAUCCUUCCACUGUUAAACACAAAAUAAUAUAGCCAACAGCGACAAAGUGCUGAGUGGUGGAAUAGGAAUGUCACUGUGUGUAUACUAAAUGAAACUGGUAUGGAAGAUUAAACUAUCAUUUGUAUCAGUUAUAAUAUAAUGUGUCGUUGAUAACGUAACAUAAUAUUAACAAUAUGUGUACAUAAGUAACUUACACACCUAUUAUACAUAUAUUCAAGGAGUGUUUUUUGUUGUUGUUACUGGGCAGAAAAACUAUUUGAGGCUUGAAAUAUCAAUUAGAUCACAUUGUCGAGGCCCGGAAACCCAUUUCAUAUGUAGUUUAAACGAAUUGUCCUAAAUAUAAUAUAUUGGGCCUUAGUGUGUGCAUUUUGUUUUGCUUUGUUUAUAAUUAUUUAUUUUUUACGAAUGUUAUGGUAUUGUGAGAUCGGUCGCGCAGUACUGAACACUCAAAGUCCCAGGAUGCAGUUGGGCAAGCGCAGAUCCAACCUGCCGGGUCUGUGAUCCUCGAGCUUUUCAUCACCGCUGCCUCACGUCGCUUGUCUCUCGGACCCGCUGAAGGAGAAAUGGCUGCAGCUCUGUCCCGUGCCCUCAAAUUACCGGGGAAGAAGGGCUCGGAGCUCGGCGAGUACGACCCUCUCACUCAGGCAGACAGUGAGGACGAGAGCGAAGAGGAUGACCUCGUGCUCAACUACCCCCGAAACGGCCUCGGCCGAGACGGCUGCCUCAGCUCGGGCUCCUCGAAGUCGCGGGGCGGCCGAUCUGGAAGACUUGUGGGGGCCGACGACGAAGCGCAGGAGGACGAGGAGGAGGAAGAGGAUGAGGACGAAUGGAGAGAACGUCUCCCCAACAAAUCCAGGCAGGACCGAGACGACGCAAAGGGCACGCAGUACUGGAGCCACAGGGACUCGGGCAGGGACCGAGGCGGAGAGGACAGAGGUGGCCCGGGCGGUUUGGGGGGAUCUGGUUUGGGGGUCCAUGGCGCCGACGCAGAGAAAAAGAGGCUGAGGAUGAAGAACGCAGUCCGAAGUGCGUUCUUCCUGGUGCCGCUGGUGUGCGCCGCGCUGCUCGUGCUGCUGUGUGCGUUUCUGAUUCCCUGCCAGAAGGGAGAACUGGGAAAGAGGCCGCAGUGGGAGAGAGCGCUGGGAGACGCGGGAGGUGUCUCACCACCCGCGCUGGCGCUGUGGGACGUCGAUGGCGACUCAGUGGAGGACGUGUUCCUGGGCGUUACCGAAUGGACCAACGACACGCAUCCCAGAAACAAGAUUUACAGCGCGGUGGCCCUGUCUGCGGUCAGUGGCCAGGUGCUGUGGAGGAAAGUCAUGCGGGAGUCCGUGAUGUACAUCCAGUGUGGCCUGCAGGACAUCACCCAGACGCCCCCCGUGGUCCUCCUCAUCGGGAAGUCCAUCCUUGUGGCGGUCAACGGCACCACAGGGAUGACCUUGUGGUCGGUCCCACUGAAGAACAUUGAAUCCCAGGCGGUGUUACUUCCAGACCUCCAGGGCGACUCAUUCCCAGAUCUGCUGAUAGCCACCCUGCCUGCGGACGAGUUGUUGGAUCUCUCCCUGACGUUGUUCUCCGGGCGGACGGGGGCGAAGCUCGGACACCCCGUGCCUUUCAACCUCACUGGUCAAGGAAAGCUGAUCGGUCCUUUGCUGCAUGAGACACAGCAGGGGGCUUACUACAUCCUCUUCGGACUGGGUAAUGUAGAGGCCAUCUCCCUGCAUGAUAUCUACAUUCGAGCCAUUGGUACGAUGCCCAUAACUCAGGCACUCAGAAGGAAGGAUCCAGGGUGGGAGGGACUCAAGAAAACCAACUCCACCUCCUUCAUACACAUUUACAGGGGAUCUGAGCGAGUGCAGUUCCUGCUCCCUCUUGUGGCCGGCUUGGACAACAACCACAACAGCCUGGACACGGUUUCUAACCUCAACUCCACCAAGAGUGACUGGGUGCUGGUGUAUGGCUCCAGCAAGCUGUCGGUGCUCCGACAGAGAGACCUGCGGAAAGACUGGACCUUCAACACGGGGCUCAUUCGCAACCAACCGGUCCCAGGACACUUCAACGAUGACGGAAUCCUGGAUCUUUUCGUUCAGAAUUCAGCGUACGGCGUCAUGAAGGCGAUGGUUGUUGACGGCGCAAAUGGACAUCUUCUCUGGUCGGCAGAGUUUGUGUGUCCCCAUCUGGUUUUGGAAACCUCCGCAAUCUCCACCUCCACUGGCCAGUCAGCGUUCCUCUUCUGGGCCAGCGAUCCAAUCAAAGCGCAGAAGAAUGUUACCGAGGCAACUGUGUCACCGGGCGUCGCUGCAGCGGAGCCGCUCAUCAGAAAACUCUUCCUGUUGCACCCUGCGCACCCCACAGUCCUGCUGGAGCUCACCAGCACCACGGACACGGCCGUCACCUCCGCAGUGAGUUAUCAGGCGUGCCAGAAGGACGCCUCCUACAUCACCGUGUCCUCCCGACCCACGUCCGACUCGGAGCCGGGUGCCCGCAUCGUCAAGAGCAUCAGCCUCAGAGCUGCGAUCGCCAAGGGGCGAAUUGUCCGACUGGAGGAGGGCAACAAGCCCGGGGGACCCGUCAAACCUGGCGUGUUCGAGGUCAACAAGUUCUUCAGGGGGUUGUCCUUUAAGAACCAAUGAGGAGCCGCCGAAAGGGGACCUGCAUGGAGGGGACACUGGGAAGUCGUCCGGAGCUGUAUACACAUCUUGUUUGGUUCACCGAGUAUGGAUUGUUGACUUCUAUUACCUGAGAUUGCUUUGGUUUACAAUAUGUUUGUACAGUGCUUAUUUAAUUUAUUUAUCUUGCAUUUUUUGGACUUGAUGCAAAGAAGAGUAACUUUAUGCAUUGUUUUAUUCCUAACAGUGAAGCACAACACUCCUGGAAAUGUGUUUACAGUAUGCAGCACUCAACUCUUCCAUGGCCAGUAUGUUUGCGCAGCUUCAUUUAGUUAUCAAUAGUGUUCCUUCGGCAAGCUCACAGUAUAGGGAGACUGUAAAUAUGUAAUGCUGUGUACAGUAUUUAUUGAAUUGUUUCAAUGUUGUGAAAUAUUUUAUGGUUAUAUAAUCAUGCCCCCCCUCGCCCUCCACUCAGAAUAUGUGACUGCUCAAGAUUAUUAUUAUUUAAAUGUAAGCUGCAACUUCACAUAUCGCCAGUGAAAGUAUGAAUAGCAAUUCUUACUGCA